UAGUGAUGGGUUUGUCCGAUUUCCAGUGAAAACAAUUCGAACUUUAUAUUUUGAUGAUCACUGCAUAGGACAUGCAUGUAAUUUUAAAAUAGAAUUUGAGAAACAUAAUUCUGAGUCCUGACUCAGCUAGCUCAUUGUGCACGUCAGUGGUCAAUCAGCAGCAGUUGUUCGUCUUUUGCGUCUGCAAUUUACUAUAUAUAUUCCCACGUCAGCUUUGGAGGUCCAUAUUAAUGAUCUUUCUGCACAACAUCCGAAGAGAUCUCUCUCUUGAGAAAAAGAGAGUAACAGGCUCAUCAAAGGGUCUUGCUCUGCAGAUCCGCAGGAUUUUGAAACUUAGAUCAUCAGUAGCUAAUUUCACAAACAUGGGAGAGGAGAAGAAGGAAGAAGAGAAGAAAGAAGAAGAAAAAAAACCGGAAGAAGAAAAAAAACCAGAGGAACCUCCAGAGAUGGUUUUUAGAGUCGAUAUGCACUGUGAAGCUUGUGCAAAGAAAGUUGCUAAAUCCCUUAGAGGGUUCGAAGGAGUGGAAGAAGUAAGAACAGACUGCAAAGCUCAUCUAGUUGUGGUUAAAGGGAAAACUGCAGACCCAAUUAAAGUUUGUGAAAGAAUCCAAAAGAAAAGUGGUAGGAAAGUAGAGAUAAUUUCUCCUUUACCAAAACCACCAGAAGAAGAAAAGAAAGAAGAAAACGCUGAAAACAAGCCAGCAGAAGAAGAAAAGAAAGAUGAACCUCCUCCGGUAAUUACAGUAAUAUUAAACGUACGCAUGCAUUGUGAAGCAUGCGCUCAAGUUCUGCAUAAACGUAUACGAAAAUUUCAAGGUGUGGAAGCGGUGGAAACCGAUCUGAUAAACAGCAAAGUGACCGUAAAAGGUAUUAUGGAUCCAGCAAAGCUGAUAGAGAACGUGUACAAGAAGACUAAGAAGCAAGUUUCAAUAGUCGUCGAAGAGAAGAAAGAAGAAGAAAAAAAAGAAGAAGAAAAGAAAGAAGAAGAGAAAAAAGAAGAAGAAAAGAAGGAAGGAGCAGAAGAAGCUAAAGCCGAAGAUCAUGAGACUAUGAGUGAUAUUAAAAAAAGUGAAUAUUGGCCUCCUAAGUAUAACGUAGAAUAUGCUUAUGCACCUCAAAUUUUUAGUGAUGAGAAUCCUAAUGCAUGCUCUGUUAUGUAAUUAAAACCUUAGUGAUUUUAUGUAUCCAUAAGGCCUAGUUAUCAUAUGCACUGUGUAAUAUGCUUAUACAUAUAUAAGCGCAUGCAAGUUUCUACCUAAAAGAUGAUUAAUAAAAUUAUAACAGAACCAGUACGUAGAUAAAAGAUGGAUCAUGGAUCGUUAUGCUG
Molecule: messenger RNA, 1327 nt
Organism: Papaver somniferum (opium poppy)
Lineage: Eukaryota; Viridiplantae; Streptophyta; Magnoliopsida; Ranunculales; Papaveraceae
Product: heavy metal-associated isoprenylated plant protein 7-like
Exons: 5
Coding region: 231-1160 (309 amino acids)
Molecular function (GO): metal ion binding
Source: RefSeq, a predicted model, not a curated record